CCCUGUCCUAUGUUGGGUUCUAAGUAUGAAAUUGAUUGUUUUUUUUUUCUCGUUCUCACUUCGCCGUAGAAUCUCUCUCCACCCCGCCCUCUCUCUCACCGACGGUCUCCCUCUCACUUCACGGCAGUAUCUCCUCCAAUUCUCUGUCCCAUUAUCCGGCGCCGUCACCGGCACCAGCGAAGCUUUUCUCUGCCUGCACCGCGUAAGAAUUAUGAGAUCUCCGCUGCUUUAAUCAUUCCGAUCGCGCUUGGGUAUUUGGUGGAGGACCACUGGACCGAAUCCGAUACUAUAUCGAGCGCUACUGAUGUAGCCAAAGUAGUAGAAGGCGAAGAGCAGAGUCGAACAUUGGCAGCGGCAACUGAUGCUACGGGUUCAUCAUCAAAGCUUAAUACGACAUAGACUUCCAACGAUUUUCUCUCUCUCUUGGGAUUUGCAAGCCCGUAGGAGGAGGUGGUAGAAGUGAAAUCAGAUGGAAUCAUAUCUAAUUGAUUUUGACGAGUAUCUUCAAAUGGCCCAAUUAGUUGCUCUGUUUCUCUUUUUUGUGAAGACCAAUGACUAUCUCUCUCACACUCGUUCUCACUCUCUCUGUCUCACUAUCUCCAUCUCUGUCCUACACUCUCUGUUUCUCAUUUUUGUAUUGCAUUAUAUUCUUCCUAACAUGACUUGGUAUGGCUUGCUUUCCAGAUAUGAUUGAUUCCAUAUCUCUUAAGUGUUCUGAGAUAUGCCAUAUAUAUUUCCUCUGUUAUUUUAUUAUUUAGUAUAAAUAUAUCUAUUAAAAGAUUACGAUAAGUAUUAUUGAAUAUCCUUAUAUAUCUUAAUUUUUUAUGAUUUUUCUUUUUAUAUAUAUUUCUUAAGAAUGAUCUCAUACUUGCUUCCUUGCAGUUUUGUGUGGAGGCCAAGAACUUAAGAAAAAGCAUGGAAGAAAGACUAUUGGCAAGGACAACCAUUGAUGAAGCUAAGCAGAAAGGAGAAGAAAGUCCACAUGAAAAUGACUCCUCCUCAGCCACUCUUGUUGUUGUUCUCAGCACUAUGGUCGCCCUCUGCGGCUCACUCUGCACUGGCUGCGCGAUUGGAUAUACCUCACCUGCUCAAUCUGGAAUCAUGGAAAGCUUGGGCCUGUCAGUUGCAGCUUUCUCAGUUUUUGGAUCUAUAGAUACAAUAGGUGGAGUGAUAGGUGGACUAGUAAAUGGGACUUUAGCUGAUCUCUUGGGACGUAAAGCUACAAUGUGGUUCUCUGAAGUACUAUGCACUGCAGGUUGGCUUCUUAUAGCUUUUGGAAAGAAUGCUUGGUGGCUGGACAUUGGAAGACUGUUACUUGGCUUUGGAAAUGUGGUUAAUUGCUACUUGAUACCUGUGUACAUUGCUGAAAUAUCUCCAAAGAGUUUACGAGGAGCAUUCACAUCUGCAAACCAGUUGAUGAUAACCACAGGAGUUUCUUUGAUGUACUUCAUUGGCAAUGUAAUAAACUGGCGCAUCUUGGCUCUCAUUGGUGUCAUUCCAUCUCUGCUGCAUAUUUUAGGAUUGUUCUUUAUUCCUGAAUCUCCUAGAUGGCUGGCAAAGAUUGGGAAACACAAAGAGCUUGAAGCUGCAUUACAGAGCCUUAGGGGGGAAAAUGCUGAUAUCUCUAAAGAAGCAGCUGAAAUUAUAGACUAUACAGAGGCCUUUCAGCAGGAUUCAGAAAGGUUUCUAGACUUGUUCCAAUGGAGAUAUGCUCAUUCACUCACUGUUGGAGUUGGGCUAGUGAUGCUGCAAGAUUUGGUGGGAAGUGGUGCAAUUGUUUGCUACUCUAGCUCCAUAUUCGCCAAUGCUGGUUUUCCUAGUAGUACUGGAACCAUUUCAAUGGCUGUUAUCCAGGUACCUGCUGUUGCACUGAGUGUUCUUGUGACUGAUAAAUUGGGACGACGUCCACUUCUAAUGAUUUCUGCAGUGGGAACAUGCUUGAGCUGCCUUCUUAUUGGCUUGUCAUUCUCAUUUCUGGGUUUUGACAAGUUGCAGCAUCUCACUCCAAUAUUGGUGUAUAUUGGAAUAAUGGGGUACAUUGUAGCAUUUGUCAUGGGCAUGGCAGGAUUACCCUGGGUUAUAAUGUCAGAGAUUUUCCCAAUAUAUGUUAAGGGUUCAGCUGGAAGCCUCAUGACUUUGGUAGAUUCAUUAUGUUGUUGGUUAGUUGUAUACGUGUUCAAUUUUUCUAUGGAGUGGAGCUCCUCAGGUGCAAUUACUAUCUACCUAUAAAAUACAGUUAAGGAACAUUUUUCAUGUUUGCGGCAAUUGGUGGAAUAGCUGUUGUUUUCGUUAUCAAGCUUGUACCGGAGACUAAAGGGAAAACUUUAGAAGAAAUACAAGCUUCAAUUGCACAUUUUCUUCCCUAGCUAGUUCAUCAACAUUUAUAAAGAUACUAAUAAUGUAUGAUUCGUUUUACAUACAUUCAAUCCAAAUAUUCUGGUGUUGACCCUUUCUGCU
Humulus lupulus (European hop) is the source of this 2457-nucleotide messenger RNA. RefSeq names its product sugar transporter ERD6-like 5. Gene Ontology annotation, cellular component: membrane. Gene Ontology annotation, molecular function: sugar transmembrane transporter activity. Lineage: Eukaryota; Viridiplantae; Streptophyta; Magnoliopsida; Rosales; Cannabaceae. Gene Ontology annotation, biological process: transmembrane transport; carbohydrate transport. The record is from RefSeq and is a predicted model, not a curated record. The transcript has 19 exons. The coding region runs from base 916 to 2229 and encodes 437 amino acids.